GUUUUCAUUGGAAUUAAAAAAUUCUCUUUCAGGCCAUUUAAACAUUGGUUAAAUCCUUAUCUUCAGACGUUGACCAACUCAUUGUAUGGGCAAUCUCGUUUGCGACUUACCACCUCGGUAAAUAUACGAUAUCUUCAUCAUCUCCAGAAAAUCAAUGUUAAAGUUAAUUUCUAUCUAGGCUAAUCCUUUAAUUCAAUCUACAGAUGAACGUCAAGAACAAGCACAAAGAAUGACAACACAUGAUAUCGCUUCGAGAACUGCCUAUCUCUAUCAAAAUCAUCAUCGUAAUUAUAGCCGUCCAUUGAAAAAUACUGCAGCACGUUCUCUCACUCAGAAUUCGAAGACUGUCAAGCAAAACUAUAGUACACAGUCAUAUAAUGUAAUUCGAAUUCGUGAACAAAAUUCUUCAGAUACUUUGCCGAGAGUUGAGAUUAAUGAUGAACGAUCAACACGAAGUACUUCGGUAUAUCAACAAGAUGAUCGCCCAUAUGCACUUUUUGAAGAACGUUUAGCCUGUGAGAUAACCAUGUCUUAUGCACCAACAACGACACUCACUGCAGAAAAAUCUAGCCGUGAAGAAAUUACUGUGAUGCAACGAUAUAGUACUGGGGAAACGAUGCUGGUAUAUCGAGGAUAUUUAGCUAAAGGCGGUAAUUACAGAUGUUACGAAGUAAAAUGA
Rotaria sp. Silwood2 is the source of this 679-nucleotide messenger RNA. The record is from the annotation of a GenBank genome assembly. NCBI's taxonomy places the organism in Eukaryota, Metazoa, Rotifera, Eurotatoria, Philodinida, Philodinidae.